This is a messenger RNA of Nerophis lumbriciformis (worm pipefish), 399 nucleotides long. Lineage: Eukaryota; Metazoa; Chordata; Actinopteri; Syngnathiformes; Syngnathidae. The record is from RefSeq and is a predicted model, not a curated record.
AUGGAUAAUUUUCGCAAUCCUGACCCCUGUGUUGGCACCAUUAAAUAUUUGCAGACCAACUAUACCUGUUUGCCUUCAGCUAUGUCACCUGCAUGCUUUAGCGUGGUGGUGUGUGAGGAGUCGGAGUCAUUUUUGUAUUGUGGAGUUGGACAAAGAAUUAUGAUCUUGGGUGAGGACUAUGGUCGCCGUGACCGGAAAAUAUGUGCAUUUAGAAGGCCUCCUCAUGAAAUACAAAACACGGAAUGCUCGCACCAAACGAAUAUCGUCGCCACAAAGUGUAAUAACAAAAACACCUGUAGUAUUAAAGCCAGCAACUCUUUGUUUGGAGACCCCUGUAGAGGCACCUACAAGUACCUGGAGCUUGCUUACACGUGUCUUUAUCCUGGGCAGUAUUUGUAG